AUGCCGCUAGAAGUGGUAAACAAAUAAAAUAUGGAAAAGCAAACGAAUUUAGAAACAAGUUCUGAAAUGUCUACCGCCGCUGUUGUAGACCCGUUCAGCAAUCAAGAAUAUCUUCAAAGAAAGCUUUAUUUUUUACUGGAACAUCUGAAGAAAAUGCACAGCGAUCUGCCAGAGCAAUAUCAGAUGAGAAUAUCUUACGACCUAUUAGCUGGCCUUGCCAACUCUUUGCUAAAUGAUACGAUCUUCGAAAUCGUGAAAGGGUUAAUGGAGAUUCAGCACGUAACCGAGGCUCAUUUGAUGCAAGUUCGAGAGAAGGUUGAGAAUGACCAUCAAUUGGAAGUAAAACAAUGGGAGUCAAAAAUACAGGAUCCCGAAGAACUGGAACACAUCAUUGCACUAAUGAAAAUUAAACAUGGGAAAAAUUUGAAAGAAACUGACAUGAAACUGGUACUGCAUCUAGACCAAAAAGUGAAGGAUCAGCAAUCCACUCUUGAGAAGGCAGGAGUGCCCGGAUUCUAUGUGACAGACAACCCGAAGGAAAUCAAUAUCCAGAUGUAUUUAUUAGACUUCAUUCUUCGACUCAGCAGACUCAAGUUUGAGUCGCACAAAUAGCAUUCAGAGGAACGUGAAUAAUUGAUGGCCGUUGCUGAAAUCAACCAGAUCACAGCUGCUGCCAAUGCGCUAUGAGCGUAUUCAUAUCUCUUCUGACCGUCUUCAUAUUGGUGGCUGUAGCGGUCGCUUUGGGAAUAUACUUUGGUUUGCUGAACGUCCAUGAUACAGCUCCGGAUGUGUCCAACUUUGUCCACAAAACUGGCGAUUCAAUUAAGGAUGGCAUUAAGAAUACGUUCAAUUAAUG
Anopheles maculipalpis is the source of this 856-nucleotide messenger RNA. It is a transcript of the gene gdl, whose product is annotated as gonadal protein gdl. Lineage: Eukaryota; Metazoa; Arthropoda; Insecta; Diptera; Culicidae. The transcript has 4 exons. The record is from RefSeq and is a predicted model, not a curated record.